This is a messenger RNA of Salvelinus fontinalis (brook trout), 4969 nucleotides long. It is a transcript of the gene polrmt, whose product is annotated as polymerase (RNA) mitochondrial (DNA directed). Gene Ontology annotation, cellular component: mitochondrial DNA-directed RNA polymerase complex. Gene Ontology annotation, biological process: mitochondrial transcription. Gene Ontology annotation, molecular function: mitochondrial promoter sequence-specific DNA binding; protein binding; DNA-directed RNA polymerase activity. The record is from RefSeq and is a predicted model, not a curated record. Lineage: Eukaryota; Metazoa; Chordata; Actinopteri; Salmoniformes; Salmonidae. Bases 79 to 4089 code for a protein of 1336 amino acids. The transcript is spliced from 21 exons.
CCAUUGUGUUCGAUUAGCUGGUGUAAUUCAAAAUGGCAGCCUAGUGUGGGGAAAAAGUAAUGCGGUUAUUAUGUCAACAUGUCACUUUUGAGACUCUGUACCUUUCCAAAGUGUCUGAGUGGUCGCAUACUGUUGGAAAUACGUGUUCGUCGUAUGCCAUAUGCCGACCAUUGCCUUACAAUCCGGAAUAACAUUGAAAGGCACAUUUCAGAGCCACCAUGGACAUCACAACGAAGACAUUUCUCAGCUCUGAUCCCAAAGAAAGAAGAUGGGAAAAAACGAGUAUGGGAACAAUCUCAGCUGCUGGAUGUGCUCGAAGCCAGGAUCCAGCAACUCCAAUCUGACGUCAUUGUAGAUGUCCAACAUGAAACGGUGCAAUUUGUCAAAGCUUCCAAGUCAGGGAUAAGGGCUUCUUCAGGGAACAGUCCCAAGAAUGUGUCUGGGGAGAGGACUGAGGUGCCCAAGGCGGGACAGACUAUUAGUAAGGGAGGAGGUCAGACUGGUAAAGGAGAGGGCAAAGAUGUCUCAGCCUCCAAAUCCCGCUGGAUGGAGAAACUGAGCCAGGAGAAGAAGACUAAAACAAAGAAACUGAAGCAGAAGUUAGGACUAGAGGAUAAACCUGUGAAAAGCAGCAAAGGCAAACUGAUGCUACCAGGUACCUCACAUAAAACCAUAUCGACAAAAGCAGGAAUACAGACUGCAUCAACUGUUAAAAAGAGCAAAACUCUGAAAAACCAAGAGCACACCGUGGCAGCUUCAAAGCACGAGCACACUAUGGCAGCUGCACUGGUUGCUAACCCUAUUAGAAAAGCCAAAGGGAAGGGGAAAGCCUUGAAGGAGCCGACUCCUGAGUUGUCGGAGGCCAGGAACAGGGCCGAGGAGCUGGAGAGUAAGGCUGAAGCCAAGGCCCGGGAGCUGGCAGAGGUGGAGGAGCUGGAGAGGAAGCUGAACCAGUGGGCUGUGUCGGCCAGCCCUGAGCUCGUGCAGGAUAACAGCGAGGCCAGGGUGUACGGCGACAUCCAGCGCAGUGUGCGCUGCUACCUGGAGGCCUGUGUGUUCUGUGGGGACAUCGACAGAGCCCACCGCUUUCUGCUCGGCCACCACCGUAUGCUCAGCCGACGCAACCUGCUCAACAUAGGACUCUACAACAUCAUGAUGAGGGUCUGGGCCAAGAAGGGCACUUUAAACCAGAUUGGCCGUAUGUUCAUUCUGAUAGAAGAGGCUGGUCUGAAGCCUAACCUUGGCUCUUACUGUGCUGCUCUGGAGUGUAUGGGUCGAAACCCUGACUGUUCCCCACAUGUCAUCAACAGGGUCCUGCGUCAGAUGGAGGAGGAUGGCCUGCCUGUGGACGAGCUGUUCAGUCACUGUGUGUUCAGGCAGGACGAGAGGGACAUGGUGCUCAGAGCCAUCCACACCGUGCAACCAGACUUCCAGCCCACCAUCAACACUAUCCUGCAAACCUGCUCCUCACCACUAGUCAAAGACUUCUACACAGAGAGAGCGGAUGCUAAAUACCCCAAGAUGGCCUUCAGCCUGGAGGAGCUGCGGGAGAGGUUCAGCCGUCAGCUGAGCAUGGAGCAGGCCAGCACCAUCACCAUUCACUCUGUGGAGGCCAUGAAGCCCGUCACCUCACACAUGGCCAAGAUGCGGGACCUUCUGGCAGUGCAGCGGUUAGUGUGGCACAAAGCCCUGGUUGGGGCCCUGAGGGAGAGCAAGAUGAUCCUGGCCAGCAGCACCCAGAAAGCCGUCAGACUCAGCCUCUACCCCUACCUCUGUCUGCUGGAUGAAAAGGACUAUGUAGACAUCAUGAUCCAGAGUCUGUCCAACCUGCCUCCCAGUGGGGAGUCUCUCCACAUCCUGGCCAAGGAGAUAGGCAACCGGGUGCACAACAUGUUCUGCAUCCGCACGAAGGGACACAAUCAGAUGGUGGACAAGCUUAGCCAUAUCUACAAUGAAUAUACUGAGCUACUGGCCAAAGACUCUAAGGAGUUUGACGUAUUGCCUAGGGAGCGAUGGUGGAAGCUGGAGGCGGAGCAUAGCUCUGGUCCCUCCCUGCUGGGGGACGAGACCCACUGGCCUCACAUGGUGGUGGUGGAGCUGGGUACCUACCUGGUGGACCUCAUGGUCAAGCACAUGAAAGUGAACAGCGACACCCUCAGCUCUGCCUACGACCGAAAGCUCAUCCCUGUGCUCUACCACAUGUACACCUUCCGUAGUAACAAACAGGUCGGCUUCAUCAAGCCGCACCCCAUCCUGACGCAGAUGCAGCAGGACGCCAUGGACACCACGCUGACCUUUGACUCCUACGUGAUGCCCAUGCUGUGCCCCCCCGUGCCCUGGACCUCGUCUAAAUUCGGAGCUUACCUCCUCACCCCCACCAAAAUGAUGCGUGCGGUGGAAGGCGCCAACCAGCAUGAGAUCCUGCUGGAGAAGUGCCAGGAUGCUGACCUCCAUGCCGUGCUGGACUCCCUCAACCAGUUGGGCAACGCGGCCUGGAGGAUCAACCAGCCCCUGCUGGACAUCAUCAUCUCCAUCUUCAAUGACAAGGGUAGCGAGAAGCUGGACGUCCCGCCGCCCAACUCCGAGGCUCCUAAGAUUCCCCGCUACAACCAGCAGGACUCGGCCACCUUCACCUCAGCCGAGAAGGCCCACCUGAAGAGGGAGGUGGUUAAUGCCAAGAAGAAGUGCAGUGAGAUGCACAGCCUCAGGAUGGACGCCCUCUAUAAACUCUCCAUCGCCAACCACAUGAGGGACGAGGUCUUCUGGUUCCCCCACAACAUGGACUUCCGUGGGCGCACAUACCCGUGCCCGCCCUACUUCAACCACCUAGGCAGUGAUGUGACCAGGUCCGUCCUGGUGUUUGCGGAGGGGAAGCCCUUAGGGCCGGGCGGGCUGGAAUGGCUGAAGAUCCACCUGGUCAACCUGACGGGCCUGAAGAAACGCAGCUCGCUGGCUGGCAGGCUGGAGUAUGCCAACUCCAUCAUGGACGACAUCCUGGACUCUGCAGACAACCCUCUCAUCGGUAAGAAGUGGUGGCAGAAUGCAGAUGAACCCUGGCAAACCCUGGCCUGCUGUAUGGAGAUAGCCAACGCCGUCAGGUCACCUGACCCCACACACUUCAUCUCCCACUUUCCUGUACAUCAGGAUGGCUCGUGUAACGGCCUGCAGCACUAUGCAGCCCUGGGUCGAGACGUGAUUGGUGCCACCUCUGUGAACCUUAUUCCCUGCGAGGAGCCCCAGGAUGUCUACAGCGGGGUGGCACAGCAGGUGGAGGAGUUCCGUGCGCGGGAUGCGGAGAAGGGUCUGAAGGUCGCCCAGGUGCUGGAGGGCUUCAUCAGCAGGAAGGUGGUGAAGCAGACGGUGAUGACGGUGGUGUACGGGGUGACGCGCUACGGAGGACGCCUCCAGAUAGAGAAGAGGCUCAAGGAGAUUGAUGACUUCCCCAAGGAGUAUGUAUGGGAUGCCUCUCACUACCUGGUCCACCAGGUGUUCAGCAGUCUGAAGGAGAUGUUCACCGGCACUAGAGAGAUCCAGGACUGGCUGACGGAGAGCGCCAGGCUCAUCGCUAAGUCAGGCAGCACGGUAGAGUGGGUGACACCCCUGGGCCUUCCCAUCAUCCAGCCCUACCACCGCAGCCGGACACAGAUGCUGAAGGCCACCAUCCAGUACCUGAGUCUCCAGAUCACCCACGACUCUAAAGAGAGACCAGACACUGUGAAACAGAAGAAUGCCUUCCCUCCUAACUUCAUCCACUCUCUGGACUCCACACACAUGAUGCUGACCGCUCUCUACUGCUACAGCGCCGGCCUGACGUUCGUCUCCGUCCACGACUGCUUCUGGACCCACGCCAUCACAGUCGACACCAUGAACAAGGUUUGCCGGGAGCAGUUUGUGGCACUGCACAGCCAGCCCAUUCUUCAAGAGCUGUCCAACUUCCUACUGAAAAAAUACUGCUCUGGGCAACUGAGCGAGGUCAAAAGCAAAAAGUUUCUGGAGUACCGUAGAAUGCUGCUGCUGCUGGCCAAAGUGCCCCAAACAGGCAACUUUGAUCUCCAGCGGGUAAAGGAUUCCACUUACUUCUUCAGCUGAGAGGAACAGACAGACAGGAAACAGAAGCCAAUGGAGGGAGAUGAGUGGGAUUGACAGGCUGUGAGGCUGAACACUGGGAGGGCUGCGUGGGGCUGGGAGGCUGGGAGGUCUUGUCUCCCUCAGACAUCGGCUGAUUGAUCCACAGCCCGCUGGGCGAAGCCAAGGCCUUCGGAAGCAGCUCAAUCACUCAUAGUGACCCAGACAGCCAGCUACAGACCAUUGUGGGAGGAGAGGAGGAGAGGCCAGCUCUGGAGAGGAGAGGAGAGCAGCUUCCCCACUCUGGACUGAAGAUCUCAACAGAGCUCAAUUAUGACCCAUGCUUUGACUUUCACUCUCCUGUUACUGUAGUGUGUGGAUGGUUGUGAGAAUGUUUCCGUGUGCGAAUGACAUUUCUUGACGAGAAUGUGAGCGUUGCAUUAUACUGUAUUACGCUCGUGUUCCUCGCACCUGUGUGUCCUCCCCUUAUUAGGAAUACCCCCAUUACAUAAAGAGCCAGAGACACUAAGAGAGACUUCUGAGUGAGCGUUGAUCAGCGGUGUAGCCCAGUGUGGUCAGUCUGUGCCCUCCAUCCCCCCUCCUUCUCUGGGCAGAGUCGGUCGGCUCUCUCCCUCCGGCUAACACCUGGGUCAUUAAGCACAUGAUCCUGCCUUUCAUCGAUUCAGAGGCACCCAGGAAGAGAUGCCCACUCUCACAUUUCGAGCGAUACUUAAUUUACCUCACAAGUUUCCAAUAGAGACAGUUACUCUCACUUACAGAGAGAGGGAAGAAGAUAGAAAUUAUGGAUGGGAAUGAGGGAGAAAUCUGUGACUUCGUGUUCUUAUUUUCACCUUUUGGAGUAAUUAAGCAAUAGAUUUUUUUAAAUAAACAUGUAUUUCUUAAA